GCAACCGAGCAAAAUAAGUAAAAACCACCACAGAAAGAAAUGUGGAAUUGCUGGUUCUUGUUAUUUAUUUUUUUCCACGUGUAUUUUUACUUUUAUCAUUUUAUAUAUUUGAUCAUUAUUUAUGAUCGUAUGUGCGAAUGAAUGAUUUACAACCUCACACACACACACACACACACACACACACACACACUCCGGAACAGAAGGUGGCGAAAGUGCACCAUUAGGCUGGAUUCCAAAACAACACGAAGAAGACACAGAUUUUUUUAAAAAAGAAGAAGAAAAUAGAAAACGUGCCUAGCUUCGCCUGGCGACGUGGCCCCUCGCCUCUGCCCCUCCCCGCGCACACCUCCGCGUCGCCUCGCUUCCUGUUGUUCGCCUUCUGCUUAGGUGAUACCUGGCGGCACCGUGUCGAGCUGAAAUAUCAAGUUUACGUUGAAUCACGCCUCGUCGGCUUUAAAAAGCGCUCGAAAACGACGGCACUAAGUCAGCGGACCGACAUGGAGAUGUAUGGAAACUCGCACAAAAAGCAGAAGCUGAGCAACGCGCAGCAGAAUUGGGGGGCGCAGCGCGCCACAAAUGUCACUUACCAAGCGCACCACGUCAGCAGGAACAAGCGAGGGCAGGUGGUGGGCACGAGAGGAGGCUUCAGAGGAUGCACCGUGUGGCUCACUGGUCUGUCUGGCGCAGGGAAGACCACGGUGAGCAUGGCCCUGGAGGAGUAUCUGGUCUGCCACGGCAUCCCGUGCUACACGCUGGACGGGGACAACAUCCGGCAGGGCCUGAACAAGAACCUGGGCUUCAGCCCAGAAGACCGCGAGGAGAACAUCCGGCGCAUCGCCGAGGUGGCUCGCCUCUUUGCAGACGCGGGCCUGGUCUGCCUGGCCAGCUUCAUCUCCCCCUAUGGCAGGGAUCGUCUCAAUGCCAGGAAGAUCCACGAAGCGGCGGGGCUGCCUUUCUUCGAGGUGUUUGUGGACGCCCCCCUAGACGUGUGCGAGCAGAGAGAUGUGAAGGGCCUCUACAAGAGAGCAAGAGCGGGCGAAAUAAGAGGCUUCACCGGGAUCGACUCUGAAUAUGAAAAACCCGAGGCCCCCGAGCUGGUGCUGAAGACUGACUCGUGCAGCGUGAACGAGUGCAUCCAGCAGCUGGUUGACCUGCUUCAGGAGAGGGACAUCGUACCGGUGGAUGCUUCCUACGAGGUGAAAGAGUUGUACGUCCAUGAGAACAAACUGGACCUGGCCAAGGCUGAUGCGGAGACGCUGCCUGCUUUUCAAAUUGGAAAGGUGGACAUGCAGUGGGUACAAGUGCUGGCCGAAGGCUGGGCCACGCCACUCAACGGCUUCAUGAGGGAGCGAGAAUAUCUUCAGUGUCUCCACUUUGACUGCCUGCUCGACGGCGGCGUGAUCAACCUGUCAGUGCCGGUGGUGCUGCCGGUGGCUUCGGAGGACAAAGAGCGGCUGGACGGCGUGACGGCGAUGGCGCUGGUGUACGAAGGCAAGCGUGUGGCCGUCCUCCGCAACCCCGAGUUCUACGAGCACCGCAAGGAGGAACGUUGUGCCCGCCAGUGGGGGACCACCUGCAAGAACCAUCCCUACAUCAAGAUGGUCAUGGAGAGUGGAGACUGGCUGGUCGGUGGCGACCUGCAGGUCCUUGACCGGAUCUACUGGAACGAUGGGCUGGACCAAUACCGGCUGACACCCACCGAGCUCAAACAGAAGUUUAAAGAAAUGAAUGCAGAUGCCGUGUUUGCCUUCCAGCUACGCAACCCGGUUCAUAACGGCCACGCCCUCCUGAUGCAGGACACCCACAAGCGCUUGACAGAGCGGGGCUACCGCCGACCCGUCCUCCUGCUGCACCCGCUGGGGGGCUGGACCAAGGACGACGACGUGCCGCUGCCCUGGCGGAUGAGGCAGCACGCCGCCGUGUUGGACGAGGGCGUCCUGAAUCCGGACUCUACCAUCGUCGCCAUCUUCCCAUCACCCAUGAUGUACGGCGGGCCCACCGAGGUGCAGUGGCACUGCCGAGCUCGAAUGGUCGCCGGAGCCAACUUCUACAUAGUGGGCCGCGACCCCGCCGGCAUGCCCCACCCCGACACGGGGAAGGACCUGUACGAGCCUACGCACGGGGCCAAAGUCCUCACCAUGGCCCCCGGCCUCAUCACCCUGGAGAUCGUUCCCUUCAAGGUGGCCGCUUACAACAAAGUGAAAAAAGCCAUGGACUUCUACGAUUCCAAAAACCAUCAAGAUUAUGACUUCAUCUCAGGCACACGCAUGCGCAAGAUGGCCCGCGACGGCGACAACCCCCCGGACGGUUUCAUGGCGCCGAAGGCCUGGGCAGUGCUUAAAGAAUACUACAAAUCCCUGGAGAAAGCAUAGAAAAUAUUAUACUAUGAAAAAAAAAAAAAAAAAAAGGGAACAAUGCUUUCUUAAUAUUGUCAUUUUAACAGGAUGAUGUUGGGACCGUUCUGUCAUUCAGCACCGCACAUGCUGUAUGUACUGUAUUUGAUUUUAGGACGUAGUUUACUGAUGACCUGCUGCACAAGAGAUGGUUGGGGUUAGAUUAUUUCGGUCAAGAUCGCUAUAACGUGCCUUUGGUUGUCCUCAUCAGAAUCACAAUCAUGAAAAUGUAGCAGAAUAAAUUAACUCUGAGGUGGCAAAACAUUUGCGCAUAUUCCGGUACAAUAAGGCCCUUUUUGGUAGUCAUGUGACCUACGCAUUGCCCCACUAGUACACAUCAGAAAAAGUUGUAGGGUGGGGAUCAUCUCUUCUAAUUGGUCUGUUUUAGUCACGUAAUUGAUGUACUCGCCGUUCCUCCACAUGCCACCUACGUCGCCUCCUUCUCGAUCGAAAACGAAAGUUAUCGUCUGAUCGUUUAGGUCCAUUUGUUCAAGCAGACGCUAUUCCACGGUCGCCGUUGUUGUUUUGGUCCUUGUUAGGGAAAGUAAAAAUGGCGACCGGAAAUGACCAAAAUGUGCUGAGGAAACACCACCAUGAGGGGUCGUAGCCAAUAGAGCUCAUGCACCUACGUCACCGGCCGGAAGUGCCGGUCACACAAAGCAUCGUUCAAUGCUAAGUCCGUUGCGACGAAACGACAGUAUGUCUUAUUGCACGACGGCCAGAGUUUUGUCUGAUACCGUUAAACAUUUAGAAGGUGAUAAUAAACAAAGGUACGUGGAAAAAUGAGAGACACUUGGCAUAGAGGACCCCUAUUUAAUGACAAAGUCGGUGUUUUCGCCGAUAAAGUGGACUGUUAAUUCGCUUCCGCUUGUCUUGCACAACUGGAUCUACACACGGAUCUGGUGAGUAAGUCGUCGAGAUUUACACGGAAAAGUUUGAAAGCUUAUAAAAAUCUGGACGUAUACAAAUACUUCAUUGCUGGAUCUGUUCUCAAUCAGGAACAAAUCCCACAUCGUGACGGGGAGACGGCUCGUAAACCCGGAAGCGUAUUCGGCUACAAGUUAACCUUUUGCCGGAAUCCAUCGAUCUUUUCAGCUAGUAUUCAAUACAAAUGCCAAUAUUUAAAUAAAUGACCCCUGGUUUUAAACAAACGAGCAUUCAUUAACUACGAGUGAGAGAAAAAAAAAACAGGACGGGGAGUCGACUCCUCGGUACACGGAAGCGUAUUGGAGCCACACGUACACACACACCUCAACCUCUCUGCGACAGAUUUUUUUUUUUGUUAAAUACGCAUUGUUCUCAAAUGAGCCAAUUUAGCAUUAUAAAUACUUGAUAAUUCAAGAUUGAGAAGAAUAAUUCCUACCUGAAAUGAAGCGAUCCCUACGCAGGCGCAUGUGUAUUUUGGUUGGGCAUCCCGUUUAAUUGCCGAAAUCAAUCAAUCUUUUCUGGUCUUUUCAGCUGGUAUUCCAUAGAAUGAUCUCUUUGAAUAUCUGUCUCACAAAAGAGACGCCUCUGAUUUGGACAAUAACCGCAGCAUAUUUUCAAAACAUAGUAUAAAUGAGCAUAAAGGCAAACUGUGCGGGGAGGGCCUUCAGGUCUUUCCUUCGUUUUCUACAUGAAUUUUGUUUUCAUUGGAUGUAUGUGAUUUGGUCCCACACUGCUAACUUUGUGUGUGUAAGGUACAUUGUUUAAAUGUUUUAUUGUCAAUAUUCUAUUUUUGUGACCAUAUUGAACAUUUUGUACAUCCCUGCAAUUACCGUCCAUUCUGUCAUUAUGGCGUAGCUGCCCCCUCCCCCCCAUUAUGAAAUCCUGCUUUCAUUUACAUUACAACCAGUAUUUCAUCUUUAAUGGUGGCGAGUUGCAGAGUAAAUGUUUACAUAUUUUGUUUUUGUAAUUUUCCUGUGGCUGGGUGUCCCACCGUGUCAAAGUGAAAUAUCAGCUGAUAGCUUUCAGAGUCUUAAAACUGUUCAGAGUACGCUCGCCUACUGAAUCGUGUCGCUAAGUUGAGCGCCACCAUAUGCUUAUGAAAUGCUGACAUUAGCCAAAAAUGUCCACUCUGUCAGCAAGCUAACAUAUUGUAGUGCUCUUUGCAUGUAGUCUGCUUGUAGUUAAUUUAUGUAUGCAUAUUAAAACGAAACAAAAGGGGUAACUUGAUAAUUUCUGACAGUAUAUCACAUUUACUUAAGAGAAUGAAAAUGGAAAAAAAUCGACUAUUUUUGGUGAAAUGGGGACGUCUCAAAGGCACUUUAUAGUGAUAUCGAUGCACGUAUGAUGUUAGUUACUGUUGCGUUCAUCAGGGGCCACGUCGCAGUUUUAAUUGUUCUCAGAGGAACAGCCAUGAUUGAAAGAAACCAUUCAGAAGAACAAAAAAAAAAAAAAAAAACAACUCACACGCUUUGUCAAAGCUGAUUUCGUCUUGAAGCCACAUUUCUUUGUCAUUCGCAUUCAUUCCUGGUUUUGGUCAGCCACAUUAAGUUAUGUUGCGUUGUCUAAAUUGGAUGUGAGUUUGAAAACCGGGGGGAUUUGGGGGUAGGUUUUAAGAUGGGGUUUUAGUGUUCAAGGUUAUAACUUUGCGGGUAGGAUUGGUAGAUUAGUUUUAGGGGGUUGGUUACAGUUAUGUCGGCGUUUUUAAUGUUAGGAAGUUCGAUGGAAGCUCCAUCUUAGGUUGUUAUCGGGGAGGUACCCAAGGUCUCUCGAAGUAUAUCUGUCAUCAUCUUGGGUAUUCAUCGGAAAUGUUGAGUGCCUUGGUCAAACUCUGGUCUUGACGAAAAGAAAAUGAAAUCAGGGUUCGCCCAACCCUGGAUCAUAUUAAAAUUAAGUUUAAUAAGAAUCCUCUGUCAUCACUUUUUAUGUUUUCACGUGUAUUUAUUCCUCUAACAAGACAGUCUCAAGCACAUUUUGCAUGUCAUAGUGUGUUGUGCUGCUACAGAAUUGUACUAUGUUACAUCCCAUCGAAGGUUGCUAAUUUGUUCCAUGCGGCAUUUCGUCGACGGCACACUUAAUCGGCUGCUUCUCGUUCACCAGCACAGGAUACCCUUUCUAAAUUUCCUUGUCGAAUAAAGAAUUU
Molecule: messenger RNA, 5460 nt
Organism: Syngnathoides biaculeatus (alligator pipefish)
Lineage: Eukaryota; Metazoa; Chordata; Actinopteri; Syngnathiformes; Syngnathidae
Gene: papss1
Product: 3'-phosphoadenosine 5'-phosphosulfate synthase 1
Exons: 12
Coding region: 498-2372 (624 amino acids)
Biological process (GO): sulfate assimilation; 3'-phosphoadenosine 5'-phosphosulfate biosynthetic process
Molecular function (GO): sulfate adenylyltransferase (ATP) activity; ATP binding; adenylylsulfate kinase activity
Source: RefSeq, a predicted model, not a curated record